GUUCCCGGCUCAGGCUGCUCACCUGGCCCUCACCGACCCCAGCGUGAGCCCAGUUCCUGCAUCUCACCACCACUAACCUCCCCCCGAAGUGGAGGAUGUGCCCCGCACGGGAGGCCGGGCCUGGCCUAAGGCCACUUCGGCAAUCCUUCCGGCCAGAGACUUCUGGGACAACCCUCCGAUCUGCAAUUUCACUUUCUGGAAUUCACCCUGGGGCCCAGUCUGAGAUGCUCCCAGAGAGGUUUGCGGUGACAACAUGUCCAAGGCAAAGCGUCCUCGGAGGGGUUUGGGCAGAGAGCUGGCCUUUCCGGGAACUCCGGGGCUGUGGAGAAGGGGGCGUUACGGUGCGCACCCUCGUCCCCGCCCACAGCAGCCCGGCCGAGGGGACGCUGGAACUUCUCGUUUGUCCUUUGCACGAGCUGUAUAAACAGGGAAGCAGCAGCGGGCCGAAAGCCGCCCCGGAGGCGCGCUCCGCGGCGAGGAGGGGCUGCCCGCGGGUCCCGGCAUCCCGCGCGGGGGGUGGGGCGCCGCGACGUCAUCGCUGCGCGCCAGGCCGGAGCCGGAAGUGCGGAGCCGCUGUCGCGGCGCCACGUGCUGAGCGUCCGGGAGUGGGACCCCGCCGCCCGUGGCGGGUCCCAGGCACCUGCCAGAUAGCAACACCAUGAGCUUCGUGGCGUAUGAGGAGCUGAUCAAAGAGGGUGAUACGGCCAUCCUGUCACUGGGCCAUGGUGCAAUGGUAGCAGUGCGUGUGCAGCGUGGGGCACAGACCCAGACCCGGCAUGGUGUCCUGCGGCACUCAGUAGAUCUCAUCGGCCGCCCCUUCGGCUCCAAGGUGACUUGUGGCCGAGGUGGCUGGGUGUAUGUGCUGCACCCCACGCCUGAGCUCUGGACACUGAACCUGCCACACCGCACCCAGAUCCUCUACUCCACCGACAUUGCUCUGCUCACCAUGAUGCUGGAGCUUCGGCCUGGUUCUGUGGUCUGUGAAUCCGGCACUGGCAGCGGCUCCGUGUCCCACGCCAUCAUCCGCACCAUCGCGCCCACAGGCCACCUGCACACCGUGGAGUUCCACCAGCAGCGGGCGGAGAAGGCUCGGGAGGAGUUCCAGGAGCAUCGAGUGGGCCGCUGGGUGACGGUGCGCAACCAGGACGUGUGCCGCAGCGGCUUUGGUGUGAGCCACGUGGCAGAUGCUGUUUUCCUGGACAUCCCGUCUCCUUGGGAGGCUGUGGGCCAUGCCUGGGAUGCCCUCAAGGUUGAAGGUGGGCGCUUCUGCUCCUUCUCGCCGUGCAUCGAGCAAGUGCAGCGCACCUGCCAGGCGCUGGCCGCCCGCGGCUUCUCGGAACUGAGCACCCUGGAGGUGCUCCCGCAGCUGUACAACGUGCGCACCGUCAGCCUGCCUGCGCCUGACCUGGGGGCUAGCCUGGGGCCCGACGCCGGUCCCUUCCGCAGCGGCACACCCAUGAAGGAGGCCGUGGGCCACACAGGCUACCUGACCUUCGCCACUAAGACCCCGGGCUAGUGGGCCUCCCGCUGGGAGCUGCAGGGAGCCGAGAACCCGCGGAGGGGGCAGGGGGGCAGCUCAGCCACAGGCCACCUUAUAUGGUCAGUGCACGCCUGCUGGGGCCUGUGUUUAGACAGAACAUGUGGCGGGCGGGGCGGGGCAGGGCUUGGGGGCCUCUCCGGGUGGGAAGGUCUCCCGCCCAUCACCCCUUGUUCUGCUGCUGUCUGUUUCCAGAGUCUCUGCUGUCACCGGCUCUUCUGGCUAUUGAGGCCAAGGGGUGUAGGUGGUGGGGCCCUGACCCCUUCCCAGGUAGCCCCGAACUGGCAGGGGGGUGAGGGAGCCAGGAGGAGGAGGAGGAGGAGGAGGACCACCGGGUCUGUGGGCCAGCCCCUCUUCCCUCGGGAGCUGACGGUGCUGGGCUGGGGGAGGGAGAGGUGGGCUUGCUGGGCGGCCUGAGGCCUGAGGCCCCCCGCCAAGAGGACCCUAUAGGCCAAGUGGGAGUGCCCUGUACCCCCUCCCAUGGGAGGGACAGGGCCCGGGCAGCCUUGCCCGUCUGCCGCGCUUCUCCUGCCACUGGAAGUGCCUUCGUGGCCCUGGUCCAGCCAGAGCCCCGGCGUGUCAUUGAGAACAGAGCGCCACUUAGCCAGGAGCCUGAGGGGGACGGUAAAGUGCCUCAGGUGGCCCGGCCCGACCCUCUCAGAGCUGUUGGAACCCUGGCUGUCCAGCCCCGGGGCUGCUUGGGUGCCCUUGCCCCCUCACAGGAGUGCUGGGGGCACGGGGUUGCGUCCAGGACGGAGGGCUGUACUCCGUGUCACCUGCCUGGCCCUGGUCUCCAGCUCUGGGCCGGGUCCCUGGCAUCCCUGCCUGCCUCGGUUGCAUGAGGGCCUGAGCGUCUGCCCUUGGCCUCACUGUCCUCAAGAGCUUCCGUUUUCCACAGUAAGACAAGAGCCCCAGGGAAGUGUGCCGCCAGGGGGCUGGCUCCUGACCGUGCCUGGCAGAGCAAUAAACACUCUCGCUGC
Callorhinus ursinus (northern fur seal) is the source of this 2517-nucleotide messenger RNA. It is a transcript of the gene TRMT61A, whose product is annotated as tRNA methyltransferase 61A. The record is from RefSeq and is a predicted model, not a curated record. Gene Ontology annotation, molecular function: tRNA (adenine(58)-N1)-methyltransferase activity. Lineage: Eukaryota; Metazoa; Chordata; Mammalia; Carnivora; Otariidae. Gene Ontology annotation, cellular component: nucleus; tRNA (m1A) methyltransferase complex. Gene Ontology annotation, biological process: tRNA methylation.